UCAGAUCCAUUUGAUGAUGACCCUAGUGUUUUAAGGGCUGUAUUAUCUUGUGGUCAUGUUACGAGUGCUGAUACAUUGACAGACUGCUGCAAAGCACAGCUAGAUAAAGGACAAACAUAUUUUGAAUGCCCUCUAUGUCAGGAACAGUGGCCUUACGAUGAAGUGAGAAAACUGGCCAAGCUAAUACCUAGUGAAAAACUUGAAUUUGAAGAACGUCUUUGGGAAAAUGCGACUGCUGACACUAAGACUUGUCCUGGUUGUGGCACCUACAGUAAAAGGACAGACGCUUCUAAUCUCUGUGUACAAUGUAAUGUAUGCACAGUGAGGAAAGGAAGAGUCUAUGAAUUCUGCUGGCAGUGUGAGAGAGAAUGGAAAGGACGCCGUCCACGUGCUGAUCGAUGUGACAAUAACAACUGUACCCAAAGUGAACAAGAUAUCCUGAGAAAUUGUCCAAUGAUCACACUGAAAAAUGUUGAAAAUGUUCAAUGCCCAUCAUUUCGUGCCUGUACAAAUUGUCAGGUGUUGAUUGAGCACACUGGGGAGGGGUGUAAAAUAAUGACAUGCAAGAACUGUGAACAAGAAUUCUGCUUUAUCUGUCUAAAAUCAGCUAACAACUGCUUAUCAACUAAAACACAUUUUAAAGUUUGCAUAAAUGGCGUUGCUCCAAGGCAGGAAUAAAUUGUUUUGAAUUUCAACA
This is a messenger RNA of Megalobrama amblycephala (Wuchang bream), 697 nucleotides long. Its product is annotated as E3 ubiquitin-protein ligase RNF19A-like. The annotation marks the transcript as partial. Lineage: Eukaryota; Metazoa; Chordata; Actinopteri; Cypriniformes; Xenocyprididae. The transcript has 3 exons. The record is from RefSeq and is a predicted model, not a curated record.